This is a messenger RNA of Vigna angularis (adzuki bean), 1263 nucleotides long. Its product is annotated as expansin-A10. The record is from RefSeq and is a predicted model, not a curated record. Gene Ontology annotation, cellular component: extracellular region. Bases 66 to 818 code for a protein of 250 amino acids. Gene Ontology annotation, biological process: plant-type cell wall organization. The transcript is spliced from 3 exons. NCBI's taxonomy places the organism in Eukaryota, Viridiplantae, Streptophyta, Magnoliopsida, Fabales, Fabaceae.
GCUCCUUUCAUUUUCCUCAUCUUUCAUACUCUCUCUCACUCAGAUAUUUUGGGAGGCUAGAAAAGAUGGUGUUUUUGGGGCUUCUCUUGCUGGGAUUCCUUUCUCUGGCUACACCUCUCUCUUCUGCUUUUGAUUAUGGUUGGAUGAAUGCUCAUGCAACCUUUUAUGGAGGAGGUGAUGCCUCUGGCACUAUGGGUGGAGCAUGUGGGUAUGGGAACCUGUAUAGCCAGGGUUAUGGAACAAACAGUGCUGCUUUGAGCACAGCUUUGUUCAACAAUGGUUUAAUUUGCGGGGCAUGUUUCGAGAUUAGGUGUGUUGAUGAUAAGAAUUGGUGUCUUCCACGGUCAGUUGUGGUCACUGCAACCAAUUUCUGUCCCCCAAACAAUGCCCUCCCAAACACUGCAGGAGGAUGGUGCAACCCUCCCCUUCACCAUUUCGACCUUUCUCAACCUGUCUUCCAACAAAUUGCUCAAUACAGAGCUGGAAUAGUACCUGUUGCUUACAGAAGGGUCCCUUGCCAAAAGAGAGGGGGCAUCAGAUUCACCAUCAACGGCCACUCAUACUUCAACCUAGUCCUAAUCACAAACGUGGGAGGUGCUGGUGAUGUUCAUGGAGUUUCCAUCAAAGGUUCAAGAACAAAUUGGCAACCUAUGACCAGAAACUGGGGACAGAACUGGCAAAGCAACACUUACCUCAAUGGACAAAGCCUCUCUUUUAAGGUUACCACCAGCGAGGGAUGCACCGUGGUCUCUUACAAUGUUGCACCGCCAAGUUGGUCCUUUGGCCAAACUUUCAACGGCGGCAACCAAUUCGUUUAAACACAUAACAUAAAAAUUUUCUUAUUUAAUACUACAUUAUGUCUUACAAAAUUGUUUAGGUUUAAUUCGGUUCGUGUUUAGUUUUUUCCAAUACUGUAUCUAAGUAUAUAACAGUAAAAGGAAGUAAUAUGGUAUAGGAGUUGAGUUAUAAAGGACUUGUUUUAGGAUGGUCCUAGGAAUUUAAAUAAAUUUGAAUUGGGUAUGUUCUGCCUAACAUUUGGAAAAGCAGAGUUUAGGUGGUAGGGGUGAAUGUUUUAAAGUUUACCACCCUAGUUUGGUGUUUGGUCUGUGUCGUGCACAAACUGAAAAUGGAAAGCGUGGUGUUUUGCUAGCUUAGCAAAAGAGAAUAGAAUAGAAAAGAGCAUUUUUGCUUAUAGGAAGCAAAACAUUAUGUUGUUUAUUGCAUGUGUGACAUGUAAGGAAUAUACAAUUACGUUUCUCCUGA